AUGUUGAUAUUGGCCACCAAGGAUGCCGGUGCCAUUGCCCGCCUCAAUGUCAUCCGCAUCAUCAAUGAGCCCACUGCUGCCGCCAUUGCCUAUGGCCUCAACUACAAAGGAGAGAAGAAGAAUGUGUUGGUCUUCGACUUAGGUGGUGGCACCUGUGACGUCUCUAUCCUGACGAUCGACAAGGGUACGUUCGAGGUGAGGGCCACUGCUGGCGACACCCACCUUGGCGGGGAGGAUUUCGACAACCGCAUUGUUGCUCACUUUGCCAAAGAGUUCAAGCGCAAGUACAACAAGGACCUUUCCGAAAACCCACGGGCCCUACGGAGGCUGAGGACAGCUUGCGAGAGGGCGAAGAGGGUUCUCUCGACCAAUACUAAGACCAACGUGGACGUUGAGUGUCUGCACGAGGGAAUUGACUUCCACUCUAGCAUUACCCGCGCUAAAUUCGAGGAUCUCAACAUGGACCUGUUCGAAAAAUGCGUCGACCCUGUAGAGAGCUGCCUGAGAGAUGCUGGGGUGGAGAAGGCUGCCAUCCAUGAUGUCGUUCUGGUUGGAGGCUCGAGCAGGAUUCCCAAGGUUCAGAAGAUGCUGCAGUUUAUUUUCGAGGGAAAGGAGCUGUGCAGGAGCAUUAACCCGGAUGAGGCUGUUGCGUACGGUGCCGCCGUGCAGGCAGCCGUCCUACGUGGCAUAGGGGACGACAAGGUGCGGGACCUCGUCCUCCUCGAUGUGACCCCUCUCUCCCUAGGAGUGGAAAUUGUCGGGGAGGUCAUGUGUGUUGUGGUCCCGCGUAACACGAUUAUCCCCACUCAGAAGGAGCAUGUAAUCACAACGAGUGUGGAUAACCAGACAACUUUGAGUUUCCCGGUCUACGAGGGCGAGCGGGCGAGGUCAACAGACAACAACCUGCUCGGGCGGUUCAUACUGAAGGGAAUCCCACCUGCCCCGAGGCACGUGCAAAAUGUGGACGUGUGCUUCAAAAUUGACGCCAACGGCAUACUCAGUGUAUCGGCAAAAGAGAGGUCGACGGGCAGAACAAACGGGAUCACUAUAACCAAUGAAGAAGGGAGGUUGUCGAAAGAGGAGAUUGAUAGGAUAGGGGAGGAUGAUGACUACAGGAGGAGGGUCAAUGCUAGGAACAGCCUCGAGGAUUAUGCUUAUGAAAUGAGGAACACAAUCAGUGCUGCAGCCGGGCUGGCGGCGGCCGAUAAGAAGAUGGUGGAGGAUGCGGCGGUGUCGAUUAUUCAGUGGGUGAGGGAGAUGAAUUGGAUGAAGGCCAGUGUGGAUGAGCUCAACCAUAGGAUGCGGCCAUGGGUUAAGAUUUUGUGUCAAGACGCUUUUGUUGUUUUGGAGCGCGUAAAGCGUCACAAGGAGCGAAAGAAAUAUGGCGGGGUGGCACAACAGUAA
This is a messenger RNA of Striga asiatica, 1404 nucleotides long. Lineage: Eukaryota; Viridiplantae; Streptophyta; Magnoliopsida; Lamiales; Orobanchaceae. The record is from the annotation of a GenBank genome assembly.